AUGGAGGAAGGAACUCCAUUUAUGCUCCGGCCCUCGGACAGCCUGCUCUCCGUCCUCUCUCUGCUCCUGUACCUGCUGGACGUGGCGCUGGACGCCUGGGCGGUGGUGUCCCUGGCUCAGGAGGAGGAGUACGUCCUGAUGGCGCUGCUGAUCGUCCUGCUGCUCGGCUCCUCGGUGCUCCUGCAGGUCUUCAGCUGGACGUGGUACUCGGAGUCCGCCGGGGACCUGACCACCUCCGUGGAGAAGUUCACCCAGAGGAGAGGACUAAUGACUCCGCUUCACGUCCUCCAGCUCGGAGUCUUUCUCAGGUUCGCUGGGCUGCUGGAGAGCUCGAUCUUCAGCUUUCGGCAGGAAAACACCUUCCAUGAAGGCGUCGCCGUGCACCUGAGCCACGAUCUGAGCAUGCUCCGUAUGUUCGAGGCGUUCGCCGAGAGCGCUCCACAGCUCGCCCUCAUGAUGGUCAUCGUCAUCAGGAGUCGGAAGCUGCAGCUCUUCACAGUGGUGAAGCUCCUGGGUUUGCUCGGCGCGCUGACCUUCACUAUGCUGUCCUACCAUCGCAACAUGCGAGCGUUCGUCCCCGACAAGUUGAAGAUGGGAUGGUUCUCCUCCGUCGUCUACUUCCUGUGGAACCUGCUCCUGAUCGGGCCGCGGGUGCUCUGCGUGGCGCUCUUCGCCUCCGUCCUGCCCUGCUACGUCCCGGCUCACUUCCUGUCCCUGUGGACGCUGCUGCUCGUCUGGGCCUGGUGGCAGAACACGGACUUCAUGGAGACCAGAGCUGGAGAGUGGCUGUACCGUGCCACGGUGGCGCUCAUCUGGUACUUCAGCUGGUUUAACGUGUCGGACGGGAGCACGAAGCUCAGCGGAAUCGUGUACCACACGUUCACCGGGUUCGACACCGCGCUGCUCCUGGGAUUAUGGUUCUGGAAGAGAUCGGUGGAGUCCGCCCGCCUCGGUCCGCCACUCAUCGAGCCGUACGUCCUCAUACCCGCGAUAGCGCUGGUCUACGCCGCGGGACUCGUCCUGAAACUGGUUUACUACUGGAAAUGCCACCCGAACCAGCCGCCUCUGGAGCUCGUCAAGGAGCCGAGGCUGGAAAUGCACGCGUGUGUGAGGGUUCCGGCAAACCUCGAGACCGACUCCAACGAGACGGAGACGACCACGCCCGCCGGAGAACCCGAGACCACCGGGCGCAGGAGGAUGAGACACAUGGCGGCUCAUUUUUACUGUUAGGAUGCGCCGGUCACAUUCAGGAGAAUCCGCUCGCUGCACCGUUAAUAACUAAUAACAUUUUAUUUAUUUAUUUAUUAUUAUUUUUAAAUGCAGUAAAUGAGCAUGAGGUCAAAAGUUUACAUACAUGCAUCACUGCACUCAUGGGAAUUAAUUCCCUGGAUUUCCUUCCUGUUACCUCCCAAAUUAGUCAUAUCCAAGUCUUCAUGAUGAAUCAGCUGCUGCUUGCACAAUCCUCGAUCUGAUCAAAAAGAGUCAGACACAGAGAUCGUAUAUUGCAGCAACAGCGGGAAGAGAUGCCAUCCGACCUUCCCUCCCUCAGCCACGCCCGUGUUUUCACCUGUGUGGACGCCUGGCCAGGCUGGUAGCUCUGCCCAGAUUCAAAUUCGUGGCACAGUGGCCGCACUCUUGGGUGGUGCAGCAGGCUGUUCCGGGUUCGAAUCUCAGCAGUGCCACUCACACCAACAUGACUGGCUUGGAUGGCUUGAUGCCCUGUCCAAGGUAUUCCUGCCUUGAGCCCAGUGUAUCCAGCUGGCACAGCUACACUCUCACCUCACAGCGAGUUUGCAUGUUCUCCCCAUGCCUGUGUGGGGUACAGAAUCUCCCGUCCCGGGUUUAUACGAGGGAUUCUUGUAACCUCGGGGUAUUGAGGACGACUGACCGGGAGGAAACGUUCAAAAAUGAAGCACAAUGCUGCAGAACGACCACAGACGUCCUCGAGCUGGAUUUGUUCAUGGUUAUAGACGGUAUUAUUUCCACCGAGUGUUCAGUAAUUAUAAAAACGAUGAAUAUUUGUUUACUGAACACUGAAAUGCUGCACUAAAUGUUUCCAGAUUAUUUAUUUUGAUAAUAAAAGCACUUUUAUUUGUA
Trichomycterus rosablanca is the source of this 2097-nucleotide messenger RNA. RefSeq names its product XK-related protein 8-like. Gene Ontology annotation, biological process: phosphatidylserine exposure on apoptotic cell surface; apoptotic process involved in development; engulfment of apoptotic cell. NCBI's taxonomy places the organism in Eukaryota, Metazoa, Chordata, Actinopteri, Siluriformes, Trichomycteridae. The transcript is spliced from 3 exons. The record is from RefSeq and is a predicted model, not a curated record. The coding region runs from base 1 to 1230 and encodes 409 amino acids. Gene Ontology annotation, cellular component: plasma membrane.